AUGUACAGCGACCAGUUCCUCAGCUCUAGGAUGUCUGUUGAAAUCCUCAAGACCAUCUCACCCAACACCAACGAGGCGAUCAUCACGCGUAAUGGCGUCUCACAAGAAGAGUUAGAGCAGCUGCCACAGACCGCCUCGCAGGCAUUCAAGAGUUGGCGGACGACCAAGCUGGCAGACAGGCAGAUCAUUGUCAAGAAGGCAUUGCAAUAUCUCUCUGAGCACCAAGAUGAGCUGGCUUUGGAGCUCACCACGCAAAUGGGACGCCCCAUUGCCUACACGGCCAAGGAGGUCGCAACCGCCGUCAAGCGUGCCGAGUGUUUGCUUAAGAUCAGUGAGGAGACGCUUAAAGACACAGAUGGAGAGCCUGAGAAGGGUUUCAAGCGCUUCAUUCGCAAGGUGCCAGUCGGCCCUGUCUUGAUCAUCUUCGCAUGGAAUUACCCCUAUCUCAUCCUGGUCAACGCGUUGAUUCCGGCGCUCCUUGCAGGAAACUCGGUCAUUCUGAAGCCAUCGCCACAGACACCGACGAUCGUGGAGCAGGUAUCGACCGCGUUCGCUGAGGCGGGGCUGCCAUCAGGUGUUCUGCAGUACUUCCACAGCGGCUCGCCGUCAAUGAUCGAGACCCUUGUACGGAAUCCGCUGAUCCGUCUCGUGUGCUUCACAGGGUCGGUGGCUGGUGGAUUGGCAGUCCAAGCCGCAGCGUCAGAUCGCAUUGUCAAUGUUGGCCUAGAGCUUGGCGGUAAGGAUCCCGCAUAUGUUCGAGGUGACGUGGAUAUUCCUUGGGCGGCUGAAGAGAUCGUUGAUGGUGCGGUAUUCAACUCUGGCCAGAGCUGUUGCUCUAUUGAGAGGGUUUACGUUGAUGAAAAGAUCCAUGAUGAGUUUGUUGAAGCUGUCCAGAACGUUCUUAAGGGCUACAAGCUUGGUGAUCCGUUUGACAAAGGCACUCACGUUGGCCCCGUCAUUUCAAAGAGGUCCAAAGACACGAUUGAGGCACAUGUUAAGGAUGCUCUAGAUAAGGGUGCUAAGGAUGCGACACCGGAGAACGAGUCGUUCAGCAAUCCGCCGACGAAGGGCAACUUCAUCAAGCCUACACUACUCAUCAACGUCACUCACGAGAUGACGGUUAUGAAGGAUGAGACAUUCGGGCCGGUAAUUCCUGUUAUGAAGGUCAAGAGCGACGAAGAGGCCGUAGCGCUCAUGAAUGAUAGCGAAUUCGGCCUCACAGCUAGUAUCUGGACAAAGGACACCGACAAAGGUUAUGAGCUAUGUGACGACGUUGAGGCAGGUACCGUUUUCGUCAACAGAUGCGACUUCCCCAGCCCAGAUCUUGCAUGGACCGGUUGGAAGAACUCCGGCAAAGGGCAGACAUUGAGCAAAUUUGGUUUUGAUCAAUUCGUCAAGCUCAAGAGCUACCACAUUAAGGAUUAUGCAAAAUGA
This is a messenger RNA of Phaeoacremonium minimum UCRPA7, 1434 nucleotides long. Its product is annotated as putative aldehyde dehydrogenase protein. Gene Ontology annotation, molecular function: aldehyde dehydrogenase (NAD+) activity. The coding region runs from base 1 to 1434 and encodes 477 amino acids. The transcript is spliced from 4 exons. Lineage: Eukaryota; Fungi; Ascomycota; Sordariomycetes; Togniniales; Togniniaceae. The record is from RefSeq and is a predicted model, not a curated record.